AUGUUCUUUUCGAAUGUUACCAUCAUCUUCAAUAAGUGGCUAUUAGACACUGCUGGGUUCAAAUACCCCAUCAUCCUCACCUGCUGGCAUCUCAUCUACGCCACCAUCGCAACUCAGAUCCUCGCUCGCACGACGACACUUCUCGACUCCCGCCGCAAUUUCCCCGUUACCGGCCGCCUCUACCUCCGCACCAUUCUCCCCAUUGGCCUGCUAUACUCCGGCUCUCUUAUCUGCUCCAAUGUCGUGUAUCUCUAUCUCUCUGUCUCCUUUAUUCAGAUGCUCAAGGCCGCUUCGCCAGUUGCUGUGUUAUUCGCUUCCUGGUCUUGGGGUGUUGCUGAACCAAACUUGGCCAAAUUCCUCAACGUCCUAGUUAUUGUUUUUGGUGUUGCUGUCUCGAGCUUUGGAGAAAUUCAAUUUUCUUGGACAGGAUUCUUUUUCCAGAUUGGAGGAACCACCUUUGAAGCUGUUCGCGUUGUUAUGAUCCAGGUCAUGCUUAGUGGCGAAGGACUCAACAUGGACCCUCUUGUCAGCCUCUAUUACUAUGCGCCUGUCUGCGCCGUCAUGAAUUUUCUCAUCGCACUUGUUGGCGAAGUGCCAAAGUUCAAAUUGGAGCACGCUGCCCAGGCUGGCUAUGGAAUGCUCUUCCUCAAUGCCUCCAUUGCGUUCAUCUUGAACGUCGCCAGCGUAUUCUUGAUCGGCAAAACCUCAGGUCUAGUCAUGACUCUUACCGGUAUCUUCAAAAGCAUCCUGCUUGUCGUUGUCUCUAUCCUGAUCUGGUCAACCCCGAUUACGUUCCUCCAAGCUGUGGGCUAUGCCAUAGCUCUUGCAGGACUCACUUACUAUUCCCUUGGAUACGACCAGCUUGCCAGCAUCGGCGCAUCAGUAGUUGGCUGGACAAGUGAAUUCUUUUCAACGAGUGGAGGACGCGGCCAUGCGAUGCGGUCAAAACGGAUAAUAGUGGUUGGCCUAUCUUCGCUAGUAGCUAUGAUUGUGGUACUUGAGUUGACUCUGAGUGAACGGGGGAGAAGGCUACUGGGAGGAUCUUCGUGGCAUGGGGGUCGUCGUUUCAGCCCGAAUCAUGGGCAUCACGCGAACAACGGCAGCCACUAA
Molecule: messenger RNA, 1110 nt
Organism: Trichoderma atroviride IMI 206040
Lineage: Eukaryota; Fungi; Ascomycota; Sordariomycetes; Hypocreales; Hypocreaceae
Source: RefSeq, a predicted model, not a curated record